Protopterus annectens (West African lungfish) is the source of this 1770-nucleotide messenger RNA. It is a transcript of the gene WNT11, whose product is annotated as Wnt family member 11. Bases 514 to 1581 code for a protein of 355 amino acids. Gene Ontology annotation, cellular component: extracellular region. Gene Ontology annotation, molecular function: cytokine activity; frizzled binding. The transcript has 6 exons. The record is from RefSeq and is a predicted model, not a curated record. NCBI's taxonomy places the organism in Eukaryota, Metazoa, Chordata, Ceratodontiformes, Protopteridae. Gene Ontology annotation, biological process: neuron differentiation; cell fate commitment; canonical Wnt signaling pathway.
UCUGUCUAAGCACGAAAUCCGGACCUCUCUUGUUAUGCUAAUAGAGGCUGACAUCACCGUCGAGAUCAAAGGCACCGGGCCCGAAUAUAUAUAACCAGUGACCGGAGCCAAGGCCGAGAGGGAAAAGACAGCCAAAACCAUUCAGGUACCGCUCUGGUGCGCGCCACCGGGAUACGAACCUAUGAUCUGCACUCUACCAAGGAAAGAAAAAGCCGUUACUUGCAGUGGCAACAACCGUCUUUUCUUUUACUUGUCAUAAAAAUAUGUUUCCUUCUGGAAUAACGUUUUGUAAUCUGGAUAUUUAAUUGUAAGACUCUGGCCAGUGAAAAGGAAGCCAGUGGUACAGGACGAACCUCAAGCACUUUCUCUUUCACCUCCCUGACUUUGCAGAUUGCAGUCACCUGUUGAAAGAACACUUUGUCAUUUUGCUCAGGACAUCAAUUUUCCUUCAAAAGAAGUUUCGAAGGAUUUUCUUCUUUUCACCUCUCUGGAAAUUCGAGUUUUGCUGAUAAAAUGAGGCUGGAGCUAUGUCUUUCAUUAUCAGUUUUGCUGUCUCUGCUCUUACAGUUUGGACUAGGCCACGGAAUUAAAUGGUUGGCGUUAGCCAGGACACCCCAAUCGCUUGCUCUGAAUCAGACUCAGCACUGUAAACAGUUAGAAGGGUUGGUCCCAUCCCAGAUGCAGCUGUGUCGAAGUAACUUGGAGCUCAUGCACACGAUUGUCCAUGCAGCCAAGGAAGUGGCAAAGGCCUGCAAGAAGACCUUCGCGGACAUGAGGUGGAACUGCUCUUCUAUUGAUAUGGCACCAAACUUCCACCAGGACUUGGAAAGAGGCACCAGGGAGUCAGCGUUUGUCCAUGCCCUGUCUGCAGCUGCUAUCAGUCACACCAUAGCUAGAGCCUGCAGUACGGGCGAUCUUCGGAGCUGCUCGUGUGGUCCAACUCCAGGAGAGGUACCUGGCCCUGGUUAUCGCUGGGGAGGCUGCCCUGAGAAUCUUCAUUAUGGACUCCUAAUGGGCUCUAAAUUCUCAGAUUCGCCAAUGAAGGUGAAAAAAUCUCCAUCACAAACAAACAAGCUGAUGCAUUUACAUAAUACUGAAGUAGGAAGGCAGGUCCUAAAAGAAUCUGUCGAGAUGAAAUGUAAAUGCCAUGGAGUGUCUGGUUCUUGUUCUGUCAAAACUUGCUGGAGGGGACUUAAAGAAAUAGCGGACAUUGCUCUCGAGCUAAAAGCCAAGUACUUAUUAGCCACAAGGGUGGUUCACCGUCCUAUGGGUGGGACACGUAAACAGCUGGUACCAAAAGAUAUUGACAUAAGGCCAGUCCGAGAGAAUGAACUUAUUUACCUGCAGACAUCACCUGAUUACUGCACAAAAAAUGAAAAGCUGGGCUCAUUUGGCACACAAGACAGGCACUGUAACAAAACAUCCAAUGGCAGUGAUGGGUGUGGUCUUAUGUGUUGUGGAAGAGGUUAUAAUCCAUACAUGGACACUGUCAUCGAGAGAUGUCAUUGCAAAUAUCACUGGUGCUGUUAUGUGACAUGCAAAAAAUGCAAAAGGACUGUAGAAAGAUACAUUUGCAAGUGAAGAUGAUUCUUUCUUCUUUGAAAUGUACCCUGCAAAUACAUUACAUACAGAGAGAACAAAAGCAGUAAUAAACAAGAGAGGAAUGUUAUUUUGUGCAGUAAAAUGUGUAAUUUAUGCAGAUUCCAUUUGAACAAGGGAAUGCUAUAAUGACAAAAAAGUAUUUGUUUUACUACAGGAAUGUUUACCUUG